Podarcis raffonei (Aeolian wall lizard) is the source of this 3703-nucleotide messenger RNA. RefSeq names its product espin (gene ESPN). The transcript is spliced from 14 exons. Bases 364 to 2865 code for a protein of 833 amino acids. Gene Ontology annotation, biological process: actin filament bundle assembly. The record is from RefSeq and is a predicted model, not a curated record. Gene Ontology annotation, molecular function: actin filament binding. Lineage: Eukaryota; Metazoa; Chordata; Lepidosauria; Squamata; Lacertidae. Gene Ontology annotation, cellular component: cytoplasm.
AGGGAGGGAGGGAGGAGCUGGAGCCGGCAGCCGGGGCGGGAGGCCGGCCCUUCUGUCGCGCAGAGCUCCGCAGCCGAGGAAAGGACCGCGGGCAAGAUUUCUAGCAAACCUCGACGGGGCGCGAUGGCUCCUCGCGUCCGGCUGCUCAGGCAAAGUUAGAGGGGUCGGGAAAGUAGAGGAGUACCGCCACAGCACCUCGCGGGCCGCCCACCUUUCCUUUGCAAGGCACCCGACGGAGCGGACCGCCGAGAGACGCCGGAGACUCCCGGGAGGCCGUCGGGGCGAGGCGGGCGGCCCCCGUAUGGCUCCCUCCAGGUGUUGAGGGCCGGCCGGCCGGACAGGCUGCCGUCGGAGGCGCAGGCGAUGGCCCUGGAGCGGGCGUUGCAGGCCGCCCGCCAGGGGGACGUGGACACGCUCAAGGCGCUGCAGGCCGACGGGCAGCUGCUGCCGCCCGCACAGCUCCGCGACGCGCUGGGCGCCUCUCCUGCUCACCACGCCGCCCGCGCCGGGAAGCUGAAUUGCCUGCGCUACCUGGUGGAGGAAGCGGCGCUGGCCGGCAACGGGCGGGCUCGCAAUGGGGCCACGCCGGGCCACGAUGCCGCCGCCACCGGCAACCUGGCCUGCCUCCAGUGGCUGCUCACCCAGGGAGGGUGCCGAGUCCAGGACACAGACAACUCUGGUGCCACCGUCUUGCAUCUGGCUGCCCGCUUUGGGCACCAUGAAGUGAUCGACUGGCUUUUGCGCUUCGGGAGCAGCGACCCGCUGGCAGCCACAGACACGGGUGCUUUACCUGUUCACUAUGCAGCAGCCAAAGGAGACUUCCCUUCCUUGCGACUCCUCAUUGGGCAUUGCCCCAGUUCGGUCAGUGCCCAAACCAAGAAUGGUGCCACACCUCUCUAUUUAGCUUGCCAGGAGGGCCACCUGGAAAUCAUCCAGUACUUGGUCAAGGACUGCGGAGCGGACCCCCACCUACGCGCCAACGACGGGAUGACCCCUCUCCACGCCGCCGCCCAGAUGGGCCACAACACCGUCAUCGUCUGGCUGAUGAGCUUCACGGAUAUCAGCCUCUCCGAGCAAGACGACGACGGUGCAACCGCCAUGCACUUCGCCGCCAGCCGAGGCCACGCCAAAGUUCUCAGCUGGCUGCUUUUGCACGGAGGGGAGAUCACCACGGACCACUGGGGCGGGACCCCCUUGCAUGACGCGGCUGAAAACGGGGAGCUGGAGUGCUGUCAAAUCCUCGUUGUGAACGGUGUAAACUUGGGCAUUCGCGACCAGGAUGGCUACACGGCGGCCGACCUUGCAGACUACAAUGGGCACCUGCAUUGCGCCAAGUACCUGCGCACGGUGGAAAACAUGAGUGUGGAGCACAGGGUCCUUUCGCGGGAUCCUUCGACGGACCUGGAGUUCAAGCAGCCGGACUCUGGGAUGUCGUCGCCCAACACCACCAUGUCUGCCCCGCAGGCCCACUUUGACCUCGGGUCCCCCAGCAGCACCCUCUCCAACUACGACUCCUGCAACUCCAGCCAGUCUAGCACCGGGGAGAAAAGGAACAGUCAAGGCUGCAGAGUUCCCGGUACGACGAUCACAGAUAUGCAAACCUACAUGGACAUGCUGAACCCCGACCUCGCCCCCGGGAACAGCAAGAAGGGGGGUGAGGCCUCCCCACCCCCACCUCCAAACUUCCCGGCGCCUCCCCCGCCCCCCGACACCAAGGUGCUCCCUCCUCCUCCUGGCUACCCAGCGCCAAACCCCCCAGAGGUUCAGCACACGGCCGAGAUCUACGUGCAGGCGAAGAACAAUCUCCGCCAUGUGGAGAGCGAAGCCCUCAAGAGGGAGCUCACCUCGCUUGAGAGCAGCCCAGAACUGCGGCGUGUUGACUCUAGCAGGAAAUCAAGGAACUUCAACAAGCAGCCCAGCACCGGGGAUUACUACAAGCACCUGGGCAGCGGUGGUAGCGUGGGAGAGCAAACCGGGAACAACCGCAGGAUGGCGCACAGUGAGGAGGCUUCCCUUCUGUCCAACGACAACGUGCAAAACGGGAGCCCAGCGGAGAACAAGCCUUCCGGGGAGAUGCCUCCCCCUCCUCCUCCCCCACCCCUCCCCGAGGGCGUCUGCCCCCCACCGCCACCCCCUCCAUUGCCAACAGAGAACCACCCUCCAUCCACCAGCCAGCGGCGAUCAUCUUCCUCCACUGGAAGCACCAAGUCGUUCAACAUGAUGUCCCCGACCGGUGACAACGCAGAGCUGCUGGCAGAAAUCAAAGCCGGGAAGAGUCUGAAACCUACACCCCAGAGCAAGGGCUUCACCACCAUCUUCUCGGGCUCUGGCCAGACAGCCACCAACGUCGAGGCUCCUGCAUCUUCCCCUUCCCCUACUAGGACACCGACCCCUCCGUCCACCCCGGAUGCGCCUCCCGCGCCCAGACCGGCGGCCUCCCCGGAGCCAGUGGUCAAUGGCUCCUCGCUGUCACCCUCCUCGUCAGCCGCGGCUGGCCAGGUGGACAUUGAGGCCCUGAUCCCCACCCAUGAUGAGCAGGGGAGACCCAUCCCGGAGUGGAAGCGCCAGGUGAUGGUCCGCAAGCUGCAGGUGAAGAUCCAGGAAGAGGAAGAGCAGAGGCGCAAGGAGCGAGAGGAAGAGGCUCGACUGGCCACCAUGCCCGCCUGGCGGAGGGAUAUCCUGCGCAAGAAGAUGGAGGAGGAAAGAGAGCAAAAGCGAAAAGAGGAAGAAAAGCUGCGGCGAGAAGAGGAAGAGAAGGAAAAAGAGCAGUCAGAAAAGCUAAGGACUCUUGGGUAUGAUGAAUCCAAAUUGGCGCCUUGGCAAAGGCAGAUCAUCCUCAAAAAAGGAGACAUAGCGAAGCACUAGGACCCGGGCGUCCUUCAAUCUGCCCACCUGCCUGGUUCCGCUGUGCUUGGAGAUGCUUCCAUCCUGUAGAUCUCAGACCCUGUGAGCUGUUUGAGAGGAGGAGAAGGAGGAGGAGGGAUGUUCCUGCCCACCCCUACCCCACUUCCUGUUUCUGGGCUUCUCUCUCCUCUCAGCAAAACCACACACACACCUCCUUUACCUAUGCCAUCUCUCUCCAAUUGCUCGUUCCCCCAAUUCUUCUUAUUCAUUUUGUGCCCAUUUUCAGACCAGCCCUACCCCCACCCCUCAACGUGAAGACAGGCAUAACAUUCUUAAGUUUUGCUGGAAGUGAUGUGAAACUGUACCCUAAAAUAUAAUGUACCGUUUUCUGUCCUGGAAUGAAAAGAAUGAAAGAAAAACCAGAACACCCAUGUACCAGUUUUCAGUGUGUCGGGAAGCACCAGGGAUGAGCACUGACUGGCUAGCACCUGGGACUUCACCAACCCUGAGAAAAGUUUUGCAACUUGUUAGUAUUUCUGAAUUGAAUUAAUGUUCACAAUGCCUUUUUAAGAAGCAUUUGAAGCAGGGAGGUGGGUGACGUACUGAAAGGUGGGGAAGGAUGUGCAUAAAUUCACUUGUGUGUAAGUCAAGCUGAAGCUGAUGUCACACCUUGGGGGAGUGGGAAAACUGGCUGUCCGGAGUGUUAUGUCUGUCUUCACCCUAAGGCUAAGUUGAAUAUGAAAUCUAGCCACAUGGCAACCUUAGCAACUUACAACACCCUCCACCCCCACUUGGCUGGUAUGAUAUCAACUGCUUAAUGUCCAAAUGUCCAUCUGUGCAAUAAAAUAAUUUCUCCAGA